UUAUAGCUCAGUUGGGUACACAUUUCUGCACUGAUGAAUCUUUCUGCAGAGAGCCACAGCAUUCCUCUGAGCGAUGGCAACCAAAUCCCACUUCUGGGAUUGGGAACCUACGGAGACCCUCGAAAGACACCGAAAGGCACGACAGUUGAGUGUGUGAAGCUGGCCAUAGACGUCGGCUACAGGCACUUUGAUGGGGCGCUGGUGUAUUACAAUGAGCAUGAGGUGGGCCAAGCCAUCAACGAGAAGAUCGCUGAUGGCACUGUUAGAAGGGAGGACAUAUUUUACUGCGGCAAGCUCUGGAAUACCUUCCAUCCUCCUGAGCUGGUGAGACCUGCUUUGGAAAGGACACUGCAAACACUAAAAAUGGACUACGUGGAUCUCUACAUCGUGGAGCUUCCCUUGGCCUUCAAGCCUGGCAAGGAAUUUUAUCCUAGAGACGAGAAUGGGAAAUAUAUCUACCACCACACUGAUCUCUGUGCAACAUGGGAAGCUUUGGAGGCUUGCAAAGACGCCGGGCUGGUGAAGUCUCUGGGAGUUUCCAACUUCAACCGCAGACAGCUGGAGCUGCUGCUGAAAAAACCUGGCCUCAAACACAAACCUGUCUCCAACCAGAUUGAAUGCCAUCCAUAUUUCACCCAACCGAAGCUCCUGGAGUACUGCCGUCAAAAUGACAUUGUUGUCGUUGGCUACUGUCCUCUUGGUUCCUCCAGAGAUGCUUCUUGGGUAAAUCUGACGUGUCCUCCUCUGCUGGAGGACGAGCUGCUGGUGUCUAUUGGGAAAAAGUACAACAAGAGCAGCGCUCAGGUGGCGCUGCGCUUCAAUGUUCAGAGAGGAGUGGUGGUGAUUCCAAAGAGCUUCAGCCCUGAGCGUAUCAAGCAUAACUUUCAGAUAUUUGAUUUUUCCCUCACGGAGGAAGAGAUGAAGGCCAUUGAAGCAUUGAAUAAGAACAUCCGCUUCGUUGAGCUGCUCAUGUGGAGCGAUCAUCCAGAGUACCCCUUCCAUGAAGAAUACUGAGCUUUUUCAGUCUUCCUUUGCUGUGUAUUUUUGUCAAAUGGAAAAAUUCUUACUAAUAAAACGCUAAACGCCUUGA
Molecule: messenger RNA, 1090 nt
Organism: Poecilia reticulata (guppy)
Lineage: Eukaryota; Metazoa; Chordata; Actinopteri; Cyprinodontiformes; Poeciliidae
Product: aldo-keto reductase family 1 member D1-like
Biological process (GO): bile acid biosynthetic process
Molecular function (GO): Delta4-3-oxosteroid 5beta-reductase activity
Source: RefSeq, a predicted model, not a curated record